This is a messenger RNA of Anisakis simplex (herring worm), 2226 nucleotides long. The record is from the annotation of a GenBank genome assembly. Lineage: Eukaryota; Metazoa; Nematoda; Chromadorea; Rhabditida; Anisakidae.
AUGAGUGAUGGGAGUGAAAUACAUGGCAGUAAUCCGUUAGAUAUUAAAUGUGGUGACUUCAAUUGCGAUGCAUAUUUGUCUCAUUUACUGAAGAAGAAAACACUUGACGAAUUGGUGCAAGUCGAAGAAGAUAUGGUGCAUAAUGUGCGUCGUUUGGAUUCAGAAAUGCAACAGCUAGUUUAUGAGAACUACAAUAAAUUCUUAACGGCAACGAGCACUGUGAAGAAGAUGCAAAGUGAUUUUAUGGAGAUUGGUCGAGAAAUGGAAAACUUAUCGAAAGGAAUGAAUCGAAUAUCAGAUCUUUCGAAAGAUCUUUGUGGUGCUUUUGGGAAACAUCGAGCUGAUGUGGCACACUUAGCAGAUGCGAAUAAAACAGUCAAAAGUUUACAGUUCAUGCUUAGUCUGCCUACUAAACUUCAGAGGCAAGCUUUGAUCUUGGUUUUCUUCAAGGUAGCUUCUGGUGUUCAGUCUAGGAUGCAUAGCCUUGUGGAGCAAAAAGAGUACUGUGAAGCAGUUAAAUGCUAUCUAGCUGCAAAUCCAUCACUUGCGCGUUAUAGUCAUGUACCAUCGGUGGCAUCAAUAUCAGCUGAGUCUCGCUCAUUGAUGAAUGAUGUCGAGGAACAGUUACGAUCGGUUGUGUGCAAUCGUGUAGUAUCGUCGGAAGAUGUUGCAGAAGCUGUCUCACUUCUACUCAAGCUCGGCGUACCUGCAUCUUCUAUUCACAGCGAUUUCUUAGAAAGUUUCAGACAUAAUCUCAACGAUCAAAUCGAUGCAUUGCAGCGGAAAGAUCAGAAAGAUAAACAACNGGUUGCAGAGGACGUGCUAGAAUUCAUCGAUGAUUCAUGUAGCAGUUUUCUAGCUGAUCUAUCUCUUUUCACAGCCCUCAACCAGCGCUUAUUCCCCAGUCAGGCUUGUGAUGGCGAGGUGAUUGAGAUGUUAGAUACGUUGAUGGCGCGUUUUAACGACGUUGUUCGUACGCGUUUUUUACAUGAAACUGAUGCACGUGAGUGUGCGAUCGUUGUACGUGCAUUGGAUCGUUUCUAUAGAAGAAUGUCGUCUUGCAAUCAACUUAUUCCAGGAGUUGAUUAUUCACCGAUGAGUAUAUCGAUGUUGAAUGCCGUCUCUCGACAUCAAAUUGCUUUAGCAUCUGAGCAAGUGGUCAGUCGAGUCAAAACUGUCAUCAAUCAGGUACGAACUGAACUGAGCACGACUCCAUCAAACAGCGACUUCAGCGAACUCGUUUCUAGACUCGAGCAUGCUCUGUUAGUACAACUCAAAACCGCGUUAGCUUCACUGCUACUCUUCACCGCAUCCGAUAUGACCUUUUCAUCUCUUGAUCCAUCAGUAUUUUCGUAUGGAUUCGGUGUUGAUGUUCACGAAAGGCUUGUAGUGAAUGCCCUCGAGCAGGUCUCAAACUUUGGUCGAUCUUUUUGUGAUGGCAGUGUGAGCAGCAGUAAUGCGGCAUUUAUUGUUCUAUUAGCGCAAUUUUAUAUGAACAUUGAUUCACGAUCCGUCUCAUAUAUUUUCGAUCUUUGUCAAGAACAAUUUAGGUUGGUAUCCGAACGUGAAAAAGGUGAUCAGUCACAAUUGACUUCAUUAGAUAAGCCACGUGUUUCGUUACGAGCAACUGCGCAUGCAUUGUUGAAGCAUUAUGUUCGUCUUCAGGGAAUCAUCAUAUCACAGAUGCUUGUGAAGAGUGUCGAAGCUCGAGAUUGGUUGACUUGCUCAGAACCAAGCUCUGUUCGUGCAGUUACUAAACGACUUGUCGAAGAUUUAUCAUCACUCGACUCUCUCAUCAAGCCGUUUAUGGAUGAAGGAACACGCAAAGAACGUAAUCCAGAAAGCACUACUGCUCGUUCACAUACUCGUCGUAAUCCAAACUUUGAUACGUGCUCAAUCAGUUCUACGCUGGAUAAACUUUGGACGGAGAGGGUCGAUUUUUGUGCUAAUAUUGAGUUUAAUCGUACAUCUGUACUGACUGCAUUGGUCAGUGUCGCGCUCAAAUCUUUUGCCGAAAGUGUACGUUUACAGACGUUUUCGAAGUUUGGUCUGGAACAGAUUCAGGUUGAUUGCUACUAUUUACAACAGAACUUAUGGCGAUAUGUAUCGGAUGAGCAAGUUACGACGUCCCUUUUAGACGAGAUCAUUUCUUCGGCUAUACACCGUUCAUUAGAUGCGAAGCUGAUGGAGCCCAGCCUCGUUAAAUCAAUCUGUGAACGGCAGUAA